AAACUUAUGAUUGUAUUUGCUAUUUGCUGAUAUUUUAAAUAUAUAUUUCUAAAUAUUAAAUGUGAUUUGUUUUUCGAGCGUAUUUUAGUCGUAAAUAUUUUAUUUUAUAAAAAUGACCGGUGCAAGUUUACCUGAAGACUGUUCAAAACAGUGGGAAAUAUUGUUGUUGUUGAUAUCAUCUGAAGAGAAGAAAAUCGACAGGACGAGUGAAAAUGAAAUUGACACGAUGAGCUACUUCUCCAAUAAUGAAGCUGUAAGAAAAAUUAUGCUUCAGUGGCUACAACAAAUGAAGAGCUCUUAUGGCAAGAAGAUAAAUGAAUUUGAUACAGCUUUGAAAUGUGAUGAUGUGUCUUUAGUAUGGCGACAAAGAGGCAAUGAUAAUUUUAGAGCAAAUUUAGUUGAGGAAAGCUAUAGGUGUUACUCUAAAAGUGUAGUAUAUGCUAAACAUAAUGGACCAAUGUAUCCUUUAGCUUUGGCCAAUAGAUCUGCAUCAUUGUUGAGGUUGAAAAGAUUUAAAGAAUGUCUAGCUGAUAUCUCAUUGGCCAUAGAAAGUGGAUACCCAGCAGAACAACAACACAAGUUACUACUUCGACGAGUUGACUGUUAUAUUGAACUUGGACAAAGGUCUAAUGCCCGGUCAGCCCUUACUGCUGCAACACAAUACUCCUCUACUCUCAACCUGUCAGAUGCAUCAGCUUUGGAAUUUGAGAGACAUGUGAAAAUAUUAGAGAAGAAAUUAGAAAAUCCUGUGUGUGUGGAACUUGAAGAUGAUGAUGAUCAAUUACCAGAUUUGUACGGAGGGUCUAAUGCUGAUUUCAAUGCUGCUUCUAGUGCCAUUGAGUUACGGCGAAGUGAAACAGUUGGCAGAUUUGUGGUAGCAAACCAAAGUGCUAGACGUGGUGAUGUGUUGUUUUCUGAGGAACCUUAUGCUUGGGUGACAUUGCCCAGUGAUGAGCCCUCCUGCGAGAUGUGCUGUCAGCCAGAUAUUAAUUUAGUGCCUUGCAGCCGCUGCUCUCGUAGCGUGUACUGCGGAGUGCAGUGCCGGGCGCGCGCCGCCCUUGCCUUCCACCGCUGGGAGUGUGUUGGAGCACAAAGUGACCUCUUUCCCACUAUAGGGAUUGCCCAUCUAGCUUUAAGAGUUUUAUUAUUAAGUACAAGUCAGGGCUUCCCUAUGGUGCCUCAACAAUCAACAAAGCCCACCACAGCGUUAGAACUGUUUAAAUGUUAUUCAGAUGUUGAUGACAUACAAAUAUACAAGGAGGGCACGCCCGCAUUUUAUAGAAUGUUUAAUUUGGUCACUAACUUUGAUAAGAUGAACAAUAAUGAUUACAUUCAGUAUGCCUUGACAGCAACCAUGUUGACAAUCUAUCUCGAACAUUUUACUACAUUCUUCGAGUACCUACCAAGUAGAGUGCCAUAUGCACUGUCGGGUGAACAGCUGCAGUUAUUCGCUGCAGCGAUUAUAUUGCGCAGUCUUGGACAGUUGGUGUGCAAUGGCCACGCAACUUUGAGUCUGUCAACUGUCGAAGAAGACGACGGAAGGAAUGGACGCACAGUAACAGAACGGGAAGUUCGGAGAGCAACUGCAAUUUAUCCAUCGGCCGCUAUGAUGAACCACUCCUGCGAACCUAACAUUAUCAACACUUUCUACAAGAACCGUCUGAUCGUGCGCUGCGCUAGCGAGCUGUCAGCAGGAGGUGAAGUGCACAACUGCUACGGGCCGCACCGCGCCCGCGAGCCCGCCGCUCGCCGCCGCGCUCAGCUGCGCGCGCAAUACAUGUUCACCUGCGCCUGCACAGCUUGCCGGGACAAUGAUAGAAAGGACUUUGUUUUGGUGUUCUCAGCGUACGUGUGUCAGUCAUGUAAAUGUCCGGUGCUGGUGAGUGAGAAGCGCGCGCGGUGCCAGCAAUGCUCCGCGGACUUCCAGCUCAACCGAGCUCUGGCGAUGAUUGACCGCGCCGAUGAUCUUUCAUUACAAGCCGAGAGGGCAUCAAACAUGGAAGAAAGAUGCGAAAAGAUGUUAGCGUCGUACAAAAUGAAGCAGCAAGUGUGGCAUAGACAUCACAGUUCGCUGCGAGCCGCCGCUGACAAACUGGCGAGAAUUUACGCAGAUCUUGGUGACUUCGGCAGAAGUAUAGAGUUGAUAAAACAAAAUAUUCAGAGCCUCGAAUACCAGUUUGGCUCUUUUAGUGUUGAGGUGGCGCACGAGUUGAGAAAACUUUCCGACGUUAUGUUGGAAAGAAUCUUUAAGCUGCCCGGUCAUCCGGAUUAUCGAUACUGGUGUUUAGAGGCACACAAAAUAAUGAACAAAGCGGUGCAAUUAAUGGAAUUAAAUUAUGGCAAAUGGGAAGUACUCGUCAAACGUCUAAAGGAGCAAGAAGUAUUUGUAGCCUCGCUAUUGGCUGAAUGCCGCACACCCGACACAACAGACUGUGUACACCAAAACUUACAUUAUAACCUCAAAAUAUAAUAACGACCAAUUUCAUUCUUCUAUUCUGUAAGAUUUAAAUAAAUAAAGUGAUAAAGAUAAAAAAAUAAAAAACACCGGU
Molecule: messenger RNA, 2549 nt
Organism: Papilio machaon (common yellow swallowtail)
Lineage: Eukaryota; Metazoa; Arthropoda; Insecta; Lepidoptera; Papilionidae
Product: SET and MYND domain-containing protein 4
Exons: 15
Coding region: 113-2470 (785 amino acids)
Molecular function (GO): protein binding
Source: RefSeq, a predicted model, not a curated record